Molecule: messenger RNA, 1982 nt
Organism: Aspergillus eucalypticola CBS 122712
Lineage: Eukaryota; Fungi; Ascomycota; Eurotiomycetes; Eurotiales; Aspergillaceae
Product: putative GABA permease
Exons: 3
Coding region: 374-1942 (522 amino acids)
Biological process (GO): transmembrane transport
Cellular component (GO): membrane
Molecular function (GO): transmembrane transporter activity
Source: RefSeq, a predicted model, not a curated record
GUGGAUUAUGGGAUUGACAGAGUUUAAACAGUGUAAGUAAGUGCGGGGGAUGAUGUAGCAGCAGCAGCAGCAGCAGCAGUUGAGUUCAGGAACUGGAAGCUAAAGUUGCCCCUUGCUCUUCCUCUUCUUCUCUCUUGUUCCUUCUUAUUCCCCUCAUUAUCCUGUCCGUGUUUCCCUCUCUUCUUUCUUCACUCUACUCCCAUCCCUCACCUUUGGGAUCUGGAUUUUGUUUCAUGACGAUAUGUCUAUCCUAAAUUAAGAGACUUGAAUUCCUGAGAGAUAAUUCUAGUGGAAUACACACCUACUUCUUUUUUUCAAUUCAUAAAGAAAGACACACGACUCACUUGAUUAAUUACCUGAUUGACUGCCCAUCAUGCGACAACCUUCCAUGGAUGCCAACGCCGAUGAGGCGUUGGCUAGAAUGGGCUACAAGAGUGAAUUGCCUCGCAAUUUGAGUAUGAUGAGUAUUCUCGGCCUCUCCUUUGCCAUCAUGGCCGCCCCCUUUGGCCUCAGCACCACCCUCUACAUCACCCUCACCGACGGCCAAUCCGUCAGCGUCAUCUGGGGCUGGGUCGUCGUCACCCUCAUCUCCAUCGCCAUUGCCGCCUCGCUGGCCGAGAUCUGCGCCGUCUACCCCACCGCCGGCGGAGUCUACUACUGGAGUGCCAUGCUCUCCACGCGCAAAUGGGCCCCCGCCAUGUCCUUCAUCGAUGGCUGGCUCACCCUCGUGGGCAAUUGGACCGUCACACUCAGUAUCACCUUCUCGGGAGGCCAGUUGAUCCUCAGUGCCAUUUCGCUCUGGAAUGAGGACUUUGUCGCCAAUGCCUGGCAGACUAUUCUCAUGUUUUGGGCGGUGAUUGGGUGCUGUGCGUUGGUGAAUAUCUUCUUUUCCAAGUGGUUGGAUUUGAUCAAUAAAGUGUGCAUUUAUUGGACGGCAGGAAGUGUCGUGAUUAUUCUCGUGACACUUUUGACCAUGGCGGAUGAGAGACGCGAUGCUGAGUUUGUUUUUGCGCAUUAUGAUGCUUCGCAGAGUGGAUGGCCUGCUGGUUGGGCGUUCUUUGUUGGUCUGCUGCAGGCAGCAUACACACUCACUGGAUACGGCAUGGUGGCUGCCAUGUGUGAGGAAGUGCAGAACCCGCAUCGGGAGGUCCCCAAGGCUAUUGUGCUAUCGGUGGUAGCGGCCGGUAUCACAGGUCUGGUCUAUCUGAUCCCUAUCAUGUUUGUUCUGCCCCCGGUGCAGACCCUUUUGGCUGUGGCCAGCGGCCAGCCUAUCGGACUCAUCUUCAAGACUGCCACCGGCUCCGCUGGCGGAGGCUUCGGGCUGCUGUUCCUGGUGCUGGGAAUCAUGGUGUUUGCGGGGAUUGGCGCAUUGACGGCUGCUAGUCGAUGCACGUAUGCCUUUGCUCGUGACGGAGCCAUCCCCGGCUUCCGGCUCUGGAGGAAAGUGAACACGAAGUUAGAUGUGCCAGUGUGGGCCAUCAUCCUCUCCACCGUUGUCGAUUGCCUGUUAGGACUGAUCUACUUUGGGUCCUCGGCGGCCUUCAACUCGUUUACGGGUGUAGCCACCAUUUGUUUGUCAAUCUCGUAUGGCCUUCCCAUUUUCAUUUGCGUGCUUCGGGGACGCGAAGCCGUCAAGGAAUCCAGCUUCUCGCUGGGACGAUUCGGAUACGCGAUCAAUAUCGUAUCCAUCUGCUGGAUCUGCCUGGCUGUGGUGCUCUUCUGCAUGCCCACCUCGUUGCCGGUGGAUGCGAGUAGCAUGAACUACGCGAGUGUGGUGUUUGCCGGCUUUGCGGCGAUCAGUAUCCUAUGGUAUGUGGUGUACGCGCGCAAGCAUUUCACAGGGCCACCAAUCGCGGACGAGGAUAUGCCUGGUGUGAUGACGGGGAAACCCAUUGAUACGGAGAAUACUUAUGCGGCGCAUGAGAAGGAGGGAAAGGAAUGAAUGCCUAUAUUAGCGAUUUGUUUGUAUAUAAUUAGGUUCG